Paraglomus occultum is the source of this 1458-nucleotide messenger RNA. NCBI's taxonomy places the organism in Eukaryota, Fungi, Glomeromycota, Glomeromycetes, Paraglomerales, Paraglomeraceae. The record is from the annotation of a GenBank genome assembly.
CAAUUCAAUCCUAUCAGAUGUGAAGCAAGCUCUGUACUAUCGGCAACAUUCAGUGAAUAUAACCUCGGCUCAAUGUCCAUGGGGAUAGGAUGUAUUCUAAUAACGGUCGUUUGUUUAACGGGUGUUGCAAUGAAUAGUUCACGUGCUAUUUUCAACAACCGGGAUAUUGGAAAUUGGAAGACCAUUCAAAUUUUUUCAUGGAUUGGAAUCGUGCUUUUAGCAAUCGUCAUGUUUGCUAGCAGCUACGUUGAAGAGGAGCAUCAAUUUUGGUAUUUUUGGACGCAGACAAUGUGGGUCAUAUGGUUACAUGACAGCCUCAAAAAUAAUAUAGACAAGAAAUCGUUCAUCUUCUGUAUCGGUCAGAUGCUUCUUGUACGUUUGAUACGCACAUGGAAUCAGACGGGUCAGAAGUACGCGGGGUUAAUAGACCUGAAAUACUAUCUAAAUUCAUCGUAUGCACCUGCAAUGUGGUUUAUGGUUUUUAUAGUCAUCAUUGGACUUUUCUUAAUCACGCUCAAGGAAAUAUGGAAUUUGGCAAAUGUCAGGUCUCACAAGAUAUUAAUAAUGCUGCAAUGUCUGGCUUCGUUGCUGGUUCUCCUGACGACAGUACUGAUAGUCGAAUACAAGCUAGACAUGGAUGGCGGCAGGGCUGUGAUGCCCGCGUUUUGUCUGCCAUUCUCGCGAUUUGCUGGCCUUUAUUUGAAACCGUUUGCGGUUGCAAGACUUGCAUAUGCUGCGCUACUAUGUCUCGUAGGAGUCGCUAUAGUAACCGAUAUUAUUUAUAACAAAGCUUUGACCAGUGCGCAGAAAGGCCAAACCACACUACCGACGAUCCUGCUAUGUUCGGUAACAUAUCUUGUUAUACUUCUUGCCAGACCACAUAAUGUUAUACUUUUUGCGCUAUUUGCGAUGCAAAUGAAGCUCUGGAUAUUAUGGCAACAAAAAAUAUUAUCCUCCGAAUCACCGUCACCAAAAUUUGCUAAUCAUUUCACUCUUAUUGUGUUGGAGCACAUGUCAUUCUUUGCCCUCGGCAAUUCAAAUUCCUUGGCGUCAAUAGACAUCAGUCAUGCCUACACAGGUGUUAAUAGAUAUGAUGAAGUUACGGUUGGUCUUUUGACAUUCAUUGCCAAUUGGGCUGGACCUAUUUGGUGGGCAUUUGCUGGGAUCGUGAUCCAUAACCAAGUAUUUAAUGUAGACAAAAUAGCCAGCAAAGAAAAAGACUCUAUUAGAAAUAAUUUAUUUGGGCGAACGUUGUUGGAGUACUUGUUUGAUUCGACAUUGUUCUAUAGCAUCGUGUUGUUAUCAUUAUCGAUUGCUGUAACCAUUUUAAAAACCCAUCUGUUCAUUUGGACGGUAUUUUCACCAAAGUAUUUGUACCAAAUGAUAUGGAACGUGCUAUUCCAUUUCUUUGUGGAGGUUUGUGGAGGUGUAUUAGUCAAUAUGUUAUUAAUGAAAUAG